Malaya genurostris is the source of this 5163-nucleotide messenger RNA. RefSeq names its product insulin-like growth factor-binding protein complex acid labile subunit. The record is from RefSeq and is a predicted model, not a curated record. Gene Ontology annotation, molecular function: protein binding. Lineage: Eukaryota; Metazoa; Arthropoda; Insecta; Diptera; Culicidae. The coding region runs from base 2268 to 4130 and encodes 620 amino acids. The transcript has 14 exons.
CAGUAUCUAACGGGGACUGGUUCGGUACGGUGGUACGGUUUCGAUGGUCCUUUAUACCGCGGUUGGUCCAAGUUCGCGGUGACGCGUGAAUUCAGUUUUUUUUCAGGAAACUGGGCCAUCCAUCCUCCAUCCAUGGUGCAUGUGAUCGAUGUACCGAUGACUAAUUGAGUAUUUCGAUUCGACAUUCCAGGAUCUGACAGCGGCCGUUCAAUGCGUACUGUCGGCAAUCACAAACUGGCCGGGAAUCUGCACCUGUAACACAGAUUUGGACAGUACAUGGUGAUUCAGGGGCUGGAAAAUAUACCCUUAGCUGUUACACAGAUGGAAAACCGUUUUCAAUGGUGAAUUUUGUUUAUUUUAUUUUUUGUUUGCUAGGUAGUUGCAAUUCGGGAUUUAAAUCUAUGUUGCGAUUUAUGGUGUGAUUGAGUUGGAAUUGAAUGUGACGCGUAGUGGGUCCAGCUUAGCUAACCGAUUGCCAUAGCUUUUCUCUCGGAAUGACUGCAUAGAAGCGCAAUGAUACGGCUAGCAAAUUAAUUACUUUGUUUUUCAGCGGAUGUUGAACGAUUCCGGUUACGAUUGGAAUUGGAAAGGUUUUUUUUCUGUAGUACUGAGUGUGAUAGAGUUAUUUACGAACCAAACAGAACACAAAUCUCCACAAAACAAUUAAUUUUAAAAACCAAAUCGCAACUUCUGCAUUCGAUGCUUUCAGUUGCGACUACGACUCGGCGGUGAAUAUAAACAUGACUUUCGAUGUCAAAUUCAGAAAUCAAUUCACGCGGCACCGUUGAAGUGGAAAGCAAAAAUAUUAUACAAAUUUCCACGGCCAGUUGGCGAGGCUUUGUUCCGGUAUGCGUUUCGAUGUCGUGUCACGCCCAUUAAAGCUAUGUCGUAGUAGUUCUGGGAAGGGGGAGGAGAGAACCUCAAGCAAAUCACUUUCAUGUUUCCGGAUCCUACGCCAGUCAAGACCCGUUAGAGUAGAACCGGAUGAAAAAUUAGUUUCCCUCGGCUCGGGUCGGGAAACUGAAUUGUCUUCAAAGGGUUUUUAUUUCCAUUCUAGUGCCUAUGAGAAAUGAAAACCCGGAGACAGUGGAAACACAAAAAUUUGACUUAUGAAAGGGUUACCCAGAAGUGAACCCAAGCUUUUCCAAAGGAUUACAAUUGUUUUCGGUUAUGGAUUAAGUUCCAACGUUAAGUGUUUCUUAAACAAAAGUUGUGUGCCGCGGGGUUCCAUCGAUUGGUUGAAAACUGUGUUUGCUAGCUUCGGUCGGGUUCAACGAUCUUUGGAUUUUUACGUGUUCGCCCGUUUCUUGUGAUUCAUGUGCUUAUAGAAUCAAGUAGUUAUUAGAAAUUAUAAGUGCUAAUUAAAAACGUGUUAUAAUUCGAAAAAUGAGAAUGAACGGAAAAUGGAAGUGUUAUUCAACGUCGAUUCAUCUGGACUUAUUGCAGUCAGUUACUGCCACGCUUGACCGAUUCCGACAGCAGCUCCGUAGACCUUGGCACUGAAAAGAUCGACCAAUAUCAAUUAGGAGACAUUUAAGAUAAAUGUACGACCGGAUCACAAAUCAACGGGAAAAUUGGAUAGCUUUUAGCAGGAGAAUCCGGCUUCGCAGCACAAACGUGACCACAGGCCACGGCUGAAGGGCGAAAUCGAUCAUCGGUAUAAUUGAAACUAGCAGUCACAUUUUCCCCGUUUUGUCGACUGGGGAAAGGCUUAUCAUUUCCAUCUGUACAAUUAAUUCCAACGCGUGCUUCGAUUGAAACUUCGCGAAACGUGAAAUUUGUAAACCAAACUCAGCAAAGAGAGAGAGACGGAAAUACGGGCAGACGGUUGACUGCCUGCCUGCCUGCACAAGGACAAACAUCGCCUCGGUGAUCAAUCGUGUGCCAAAUUGUAAGCGCACUUUAAUUAUUACCGCUGACUGGGCAUUUGCCCGCUUGUAGUGUGUCGUUAGUUUAGUAACGCUAGGUAAACGGAAAAUCAUCGUGACGACGAGUGGGUUGUGAUUUUCAUAUGCUAUCGGUUUCGGUGUGACCGCGAGCUCGAUCCGAUAUCAACUGCUUCCCGGACUGGUAAUUGCUUACACGAACAGCAAUCAGUGCCAUUCCCCCGUCGAAGUUGCAGCCGGAUGUGCACAGGAUUUCCGCCGGCGGACACAGCAACCCAAAAGCAACUCGCUGGUUGCGCAACUUUUGCGGUAAUUUAAUUACCGAGUCAGUGCGCUACCCUGGAAUUGGAUUGUCAAACAGUGCACGGUGUUAGAAGUAAAAUGAAUCCAUCCGAGAUGGGAGGACAUCCAACCGUCGGUAGAGGCAGGAAUGCACGAAGCACGUCGACCUUGGCCAUGCUGGUCUUGCUGCUGACCGUGGCCAGUUUGCCGUUCUCCACUGGUCAGGCCCUCAAACGAUGCCCGUCGGAUUGUGAAUGCAGCCUUGAUCAAAGAGGGCUUUACCAGACGAGCUGCUCCAAAGUCGAAUGGCGAGCGAUUCCGGUGCCGGAUAUUGACCGGGAAGUGGAGGUGAUUCUGAUCCGGGGCUCGAAGAACUCGCUCAACAUCGGGCCCAUCUUUCAGACCUUCUCCCGGCUGGAGGUGCUGAAAAUCAACAACGCCAACGUGCCGGCCAUCGGCAUGAACUCCUUCUGGGGUCUGGUCAAACUGCGCACACUGGACCUAUCCCGGAACAACAUCACCCAAAUCAUCGUCGACAACUUCCGGGGACAGGACAAUCUGCUGGAACUGGAUCUGUCCAAGAAUCGAAUGGAACGGAUUGCCAGCGGAACAUUCGGCCAUUUGAAGAGCUUGAAAUCGUUGAACCUGGCGGACAAUUCGAUCGACGAGCUGAACGCGCGGCUAUUUUUACAUUUGGCUAAACUCAAACAUCUGGAUCUGAGUCGUAAUCCCAUCGACGAUCUGCCACCGGAAGUGUUCAAGGACGUGCAGGAAUUGAAAGUGCUAAAAGUUAGAGGUUGCCAUCUGCUGAACGUGAACCCGCAGGUGUACAAUAUGCUGACACAUCUUUCCGAGCUGGAUCUGGGCCAAAAUCAGUUCACCUACUUUGUGCGCACGGAAUUCAAGGACCUGAAGCGGCUGCGGGUGCUGCGACUCGACGGCAAUCAGCUAUCAGUCGUCGUCGACAAACUGUUCGAGUACCAGAAGGGACUCGACUUUCUAGAUCUUUCCUUCAACCGAUUGGCGAAAAUAUCGGAAAAGGCAUUCGAGAAUCUAUCGAAUCUCACAUAUCUGGACGUUUCGUACAAUAAAUUAUCACGCAUCGAACCGGAAUGCCUGGAGCCAGUAACGAAGUUACAAACAUUCAACAUCAGUGGCAACCUGCAGCUGGACCUGAUGGAAGUGGAUCCUACCUUCCAGAUGAUCCCGAAUAUCUCCACCCUGGCGAUUGCCGAUAUGGGUCCGCUACCGAUGAAGCUGUUCGGACCCUUCAAACAGCUGCGGGCUCUCAAUCUUUCCGGUAAUCACAUCGACAACAUCACACUGCAGAUAAUCCAACCGUUGGCGCAUUUACAGCUGCUGGACCUUUCUCGCAACCAACUGUCCGGAAUCGAGGACCGAUAUGCGGCCCAACUAGCCCGGAUCGGUGACCUACGGAUGGACAAUAAUCCUCUGAUAUGUGACCGUUGCCAUAUGGGAGCCAUCAUCGAUAUGGCCAACGAGCUGUCAUGGAGGGAACAACCGGAGUGCUUCUUGCCGGAACGCCUGCGAGGUAUUGUGAUCAGUGACCUAGAACAUUUUGCCAUCGAGGAUUGCAUGGAGGUGAUUGUGGACGAGGACCAUGAUGCUGCCAGCACAUCGCACAACUUUUUGGAACAAGCUGGAAGUGCCAGUGUGCUUGCGUUCUGCGGUUUGCUUCUGUUCGUUGUUUUGGCCAUCGUUGUGGUUUCGACAGCAAUCUGCCUCUCGAGACAUCGGGCGAGAUAUUACACGCACGAGGAGAAACGAGAUUCCACCAUCGAAAAGAAUGGCACCGAGACGUCACUGCUGACCGCAGGCAGCGAAAUCAACUUCAAGUUCCCGUACACCGACCGGGUUUGCACGAUCGACGAAAUGUGCAUCCCUCCGCCACCGCCACCACCCGGCAAGCUCACCGCCAACGUCAUCGAGCGGUUCGAUUAACGAACGGAGCACGAUGAUGCUAACUCCGGUUGCGAUGGUGCCAGCGGUUCCGGCACUUCCGGUCCAUCGACCACCAUCGCAACAUCAUCGGUGGCCAUCAUCGGGGACGAUUCUUCAUCCGCAUCGAUAGUGGGCAUUGGCACCUCAUCCAGUGCCAUCACCACCAGUAGCAGCAUGGGCAGCAGCGGCAGUACUUCUGGAGGGACAACCGUUCCGCUUCGUGGUAUUUUAAGGAACAGCAAAAAGAAGGACGUGUUCUAGGAACACCGUCCUCACAUCUGACUGGCGGCUCCAAGUCGUCCAGAACCAGUAAUCGGUGGCAUUGUGUACAUAAACGGUCUGUCUGUGAGUUUGUAUUUAUUGUAGAGAAUCCCACCCGAUCUCCCGCUAUCCGGCUACGAGUGGGUGUGUGAAUCGUGCGAGUGUGAUUGCGUGAGUGCCUCGAUGACUAAACUUGACUAAUUGUAAUUAGCUAUUAAUGGUUGUUCAGCCAGCGCACGACGGAGGGCGGAUGACAAACGAUUUCUUAUGUAAGACAAUUUGUAAAUAGAUGUACGUACAACCAACAGGGAAAAGAACCCCUUUUUUCCUUUUUUUUUUCUUUCGCCCCUUCAACAACCACAACCACCAACUCCCACUUUCUCAAAGCAAAUAACGGUUUUAGUAGGAGAGCCCCUCCUCCGCGGGAUCUCGCAAACUCCAGUUGUGGUGUUUUAGUCAAUAGUCAGAUUGUACGGAAGAUAGGAAAACCGAACGCUCCCCCGACGAAACAAAAAGUAUUUUCAACGAGGAAUUGGAUGGGUUCCUAGAAGAUUGAUGAAACCUAUGGUUAGGGCCGCCCAAAUCGAGGCUGGAUGACACAAGCAGGAUUUCAUUCAAAGCGGGCUUCAUUUAUAUAUGCAUUAAUAGUGUGAGUAUCUAAAAACUAGAACAGAUUUAGAUUCAAUAUCAGAGUAACGGAUUGUUAGGCUUAAGGUUGACCGUUCAUUCAAUACUUUUUGGUGAUAUCAAUAAAACAGAUUUUUGUAAGAAA